This is a messenger RNA of Rosa rugosa (rugosa rose), 1829 nucleotides long. RefSeq names its product transcription factor FAMA. The coding region runs from base 232 to 1572 and encodes 446 amino acids. NCBI's taxonomy places the organism in Eukaryota, Viridiplantae, Streptophyta, Magnoliopsida, Rosales, Rosaceae. Gene Ontology annotation, biological process: stomatal complex development; positive regulation of DNA-templated transcription; guard cell differentiation. Gene Ontology annotation, molecular function: DNA-binding transcription factor activity; protein dimerization activity. The record is from RefSeq and is a predicted model, not a curated record. Gene Ontology annotation, cellular component: nucleus. The transcript has 5 exons.
CAACUCGACCACGUUGUGUUGGAUCCCUUAGAUUUCAGCUCAGGCAGAGUUGUUGGAUCCCUGUUCAUUUUCACGGCUAGCUCCAUCUCUGUCUUUUACAUAUGUAAUUGACUCUACUUCUGCAAUCAGGUACAGGGCCCAACCUGUCGCUAAUUUUCACUAGGGUUUGUCGUUGCAUGCCAAUUCAGCUCGUCUUGCUUAGGGUUUUCGAUUGAAGUAGUUUCCCUAUAUAUGGAGAAGGAAGAGAACAACUACUCGGCUGCUUUCCUGCCAACUAACUUUAACGGUCUGGAUUACACCUUAGACCACCAUCAUGAUGAAGAUCAGCAGCAGCAGCAGAUGAACUCAUGCCAUGUCGACCAGACUUCUUCGAGUCACGAAAACAACAACAAUGGAAUGAUCAAUUACUUGAUGAAUGAUCAUCACCAUGAUCAGCUUCAACUUCAACAUCAACAACCACAGCAGACGCAACAUCCUCCUCCGGCAGGGUUUAGUGGUGCUUCAACUACUUCUUUUGAUAAGCUGAGCUUCGCCGACGUGAUGCAGUUUGCCGAUUUUGGACCCAAACUAGCCUUAAACCAAACCAAGAUCUCAGAAGAAGAAUCCGGGAUUGACCCGGUUUACUUCCUCAAGUUUCCGGUUUUAAACGACAAGUUGGACGACGAUGACGAUCAGUCUCUGAUGGUUCUGCGGCAGGAUGGACCAGACAGUCAUCAGGAAGAGAGAUUUACAAAGUCCGGGGAAGAAGAGGAAACUCGAGGGGUUUCGGGUAGUACUAAUUCGGUCCAGCUCCGGUUUCUUGGAGAUGAUGUUCCAAACCCUAGAGGAGGACUACCGGAGCUGCCAAAGAACAGGAGGAAAAGACCAAGAAGUACUAAGACGAGUCAGGAAGUUGAGAGCCAGAGGAUGACUCACAUCGCCGUUGAGAGGAACCGAAGGAAGCAAAUGAAUGAGCAUCUUCGAGUGCUCAGGUCCCUCAUGCCCGGUUCAUAUGUACAAAGGGGGGAUCAAGCUUCUAUUAUUGGAGGAGCCAUAGACUUUGUUAGAGAAUUGGAGCAGCUCCUGCAGUGCUUGGAAUCACAGAAGCGGAGAAGGCUCUUAGGUGAAGCGCCUCCUCCGAGACAAGUGGGAGCUGACCCUACUGCGGCGGCUAAUAUGGCGGUGCUACCUUCACAGCCAGAUCAUCAAGGCGGUGGUGGUGUGCCGUUCUUUCCGGCUCCUAAUCUGCCUCUUAAUCCAAAUGAUCCAAUCAAGUUUGUGGACUUUGAAACGGGGCUCCGCGAAGAAACUGCCGAGAUCAAGUCGUGCUUCGCAGAUGUUGAAGUGAAGGUUUUAGGGGGUGAUGCCAUGAUCAAGAUUCUUUCUCAGAGAAGACCGGGCCAGCUCAUUAAGGCCAUUGCUGCCCUUGAAGAUUUGCAGCUUAAAAUUCUUCACACUAACAUCACCACCAUCGAACAAACUGUUCUAUAUUGCUUUAAGGUUGCAAGUGAAUCGAGGUUCACGGCUGAAGAUAUAGCAAGUUCGGUUCAGCAGAUAUUCAGCUUUAUCCAUGCAAACACCGCCAGCAUGUGAUACAUAUAUAUGAUGAUGACUUGAUGAGCUAUAGCUCGAUUCUCUAUUUGUAUUGUAGAAAACAAAUAAAGAAAAAAAAAACAUUCAAAGCUUUUAGCUAUUGUAAGAGGUCUCUGCAGGUAGCGCUAUAGUUAAAUUAACCUGCAGCAGGUAUAAAAACUUCGAAUAUUCUCCUCACUAGCUAGCAAGUUAGCUAGAUAAGAGGACAUAUUUAUUUUGCGUUUGUAAUGAAAUAUGUAUUCCGAUUGAUCUUCCAC